GCUGCAAACAGAGAAAACCAAUAUACGAAUAUUUAGAACCAUAUUAUGCCUAAUGAUUUUUUAAAUUUAAAAUUAUUAAUGGAUGUAAUUUGUAAUGCAAUAAAUAAACUUCACUUCAAAAUGGGAAUAUUUAAUAAAUAAAUGAAAGAAAUCAUGAAAAAAAUUGAAAGUUCUAAGAUUUUCGGUUUCUAUACUAUAAACACUGAAAACCAUUAUAAUAAGAACCGCGACACCUAUGGUUAAAUAAUGCUACUGCCAAAGAUUUUAUAAUAGAGACAUGUCACUAGCGCGUGAAAACUGAGCUGACCAAAAACGUAUUGACCGCAUUCCAUUGAGUCGCAUAGUACAUACAACGAAAGUUACUUAAAUAAAUAAUGUAGCCAUUAUUUAUUUAAGUAACUUUAUACAUAUACAAUGUCGAGUUGUUUGUUUAGUAAUUUUAAAACUGUGUAUACACAAAUAUUUAUAAAGGAAUACACAAAAUAAUUCAUGCGUGCGCUCAGUGGAGUGGUUAAAUUCAGCCUACUUUUGCGAUGAUUUUGUAGGCACGUAACAUGUCUAUAAUUUAUAAUGUCGCUGGCAACUGCCAUAUAAAAAUUUCGUCUCAGAUAUCCGCGACGGAUUGACGCCAGACCACAUUAGGAAAGUUAAAGGUGUGAACAUCAUUGUCAAGCUUCACUUAUUACAUUUUAGUCUUUAUCUAGAGCAUUCAUAAGAACGAUAAUUAAAUAUGAGUUCAAGAAAAUAAUACUCGAUUUUUACUAAAGUGCUACUGUGAAUGUGGGCUUAUGAUUGCAUUGUAUAAAAAGAGAUGCGGGAGCGACAUCAACCAUUUCUGUUAUUUUCAACUGAAGUGUCAAGAGCACCAAAAACCUGUAAGUAUGUCGACUGUAAGCGGAAACCCUUUCGACUCGGAUAACGAGAGUGGGUCAGUUAAGAAAAGUAAAGUUAAAAAAACAACUAAGAAGCCUCCUCGAGCCGAAAAGCCCGCUCAAAAGCAGAAGAAGGCUUUACAAUCGGAUUCGGACUCCGAGCCUGAGCAAUCGAAAAUAAUUAAGAAAAGAAGACAAAUUUUAGAUUCAGAGGAAGAAAACGAGCCCAUUAGAGCAUCGGCUUUACGAAGUUAUUUCUCUCGCCGCGUGGGCACGGGCUACACGUUGCAGAGGGCGGACCCUACGAAGACUGGAGAAUAUUAUAUUGAACUACGGGUAUACAACGCACGCGAAGCUGAGACCCAGGGCGCUGAUAGAUGGAAGCGCGCGCUCAUCACAUGCAAGUCAGCUGUGGAAGGCGAUAGUGCGACGUGGCGUGCUGUAACAAAGCUGGUCACAGCGGUGAAAGAAGAAUAUUCACCUGUUCAACCUAUUUUGUACCCGUAUAAUGUCUUUUGAAAAUAAACCUAUGACUUUGCAGGUUUAAUUAAUAUUUUAAUAAGUAUUAUAUUUUCACCCUAUACAUUGUGUUUCCUAACAGCAAUUGCAGAAAUGAAAAAUAAGUACUGAAAUCAGAUUUUAAAAUCAGAAAAUAAAAUCUGAAAUAUAAUAUUAACAUUCAGAUAUUUCUUUUUAACUUUCAUCUCGCAUAAGAAACUAACAAGUUAGAGGAUGUGAUAUUUUUUUUAAUAAUUUGAUUGUCUUUCCUUACAGCAAUUGCAGUAAAGAAAAACUAAGAACUAAAAAUCAGAAUUUAAAACCAAAAACUAAAAACCAAAUAUAAAAACAAAAAUAUCUGAAUUCAAAUAAUAUUAUCAGAUAACUUUGUUUCUAUUAUUUUAUUAUUUUUCAAUUUUCAUCUCGUAUAAGAAACUACCAAGUUAGAGGUUGUGAUAUUUUUUUAUUAAUUUGAUUGUCUUUCCUUACAGCAAUUGCAGUAAAGAAAAACUAAGAACUAAAAAUCAGAACUUAAAACCAAAAACCAACUAUAAAAAUAAAAAUAUCUGAAUCAAAAUCAAAAUUAUCAGAUUACUUUGUUUCUAUUAUUUUAUUAUUUUUCAUUUAAAAAAUACGCUUUUAUUACGCAUAUUUACUUUAAUAAUUUCUGAAUAAAAAUUUAUUUUUAGAAUCAAUAUUAUAUAUUUGUUUUACUUUUGAUUGUGUUAUUGUCUUAUACAGUAGGUAAUUGCAAAAAU
Messenger RNA from Bicyclus anynana (squinting bush brown), 2128 nucleotides. RefSeq lists its product as uncharacterized. The transcript has 3 exons. The record is from RefSeq and is a predicted model, not a curated record. The coding region runs from base 789 to 1391 and encodes 200 amino acids. NCBI's taxonomy places the organism in Eukaryota, Metazoa, Arthropoda, Insecta, Lepidoptera, Nymphalidae.